AUGCUGCGGAAUGAAUGCACUGAGUACAGUUUCGUCUGCCACAAAAGGCGGAAUAAAGCGGCGCAAGGUGAAGCGAAUCCGGAGACCGAUUUGGAUCGCUUUCGAGCCGCGGCAACUCACUUUACUCCAUCUAUGGGUCUUAAGGUGAGAAAAUGCUUCGAACCGACCGAAAAGUCAUCUUUUUCGGUUACAAUCAGGAAGAUCAGAUUCUUGAACGCCCGGAACUUUCUGAAACACCACCAAAAUCGCAAGCCGGCAAGCAUCCAGGCCACUCAGUCAUUCAGUCGAUUCAGCAAAAGCCUACGAGUGUCCAAGAACGCCUCAGAAGCACGACCGAAUGUGAUCAGCAUUCAGGCAUUUCAUAGAAGGACGACCAAUGUUGAUGGGUGUUUUUUAAACGUCUAUCAGGCAGCCUGUAUCAAUGUCAAAAUGUCACAGCGCGGGGCCGUUGUGACUUUUGCGCUCGCACACACUCGCUUGUUGCUGUUGUGUUCUUCGUCGAAGACAGAACGUCGGUGGAUCAGAUUGAACAGUUGUUGGUUGGUCCACCUGGUUGUAAACCCUGCGCCACUACUCAGAGUUAUAUCGUCGCUGGGUGUUCGUGUAGCGGAGCUGGGCAGACACGGACCAUACGAAGACAUGCCGUUAUUGGUCAGAAUGCCAACCAAUCCGGAUCGAGCAUCCUUGACUCGACGCUUCUCGCCACCUCAAGGAGAUUCUAGCACGACCUUGUGGGACGCUCUGUGA
This is a messenger RNA of Opisthorchis viverrini, 747 nucleotides long. RefSeq lists its product as hypothetical. The record is from RefSeq and is a predicted model, not a curated record. Bases 1 to 747 code for a protein of 248 amino acids. Lineage: Eukaryota; Metazoa; Platyhelminthes; Trematoda; Opisthorchiida; Opisthorchiidae. The transcript has 4 exons.